This is a messenger RNA of Colletotrichum phormii, 1218 nucleotides long. RefSeq names its product aminotransferase class-V. Lineage: Eukaryota; Fungi; Ascomycota; Sordariomycetes; Glomerellales; Glomerellaceae. The transcript is spliced from 4 exons. The record is from RefSeq and is a predicted model, not a curated record. Bases 1 to 1218 code for a protein of 405 amino acids.
AUGGCGUCCCAGAUAGACAUCGCUGCUGUGAGAAGCAAGUUCCCUGCCCUGAGCCAAGACCAAGUCUUCUUCGAUAAUGCAGGCGGAAGUCAGACGCUGGGCACAGUCAUUGAGUCCAUCCGGGACUAUCUCACACAAAGCAACGUCCAGCUAGGCGCCUCUUACAAAGUCGGCCAGAAGGCGACGGCCUCCUACGGCGAAGGCUACCAGGCCGGCGCAAAGUACAUCAACGCAUCCCCUGACGAAAUCGUCUUUGGAGCUUCGACAACCCAGCUCUUCCGCAACCUCUCCCACACCCUCACCUUCUCCAAAGGCGACGAAAUCGUCAUAUCAGCAGUCGACCACGAAGCCAACAUCGCCUCCUGGGUCGACCUCGCCGCCCGCCAACAACUCGAGCUCAAAUGGUGGAAGCCCGCCUCCGCCACAAACCCAAAACUCACCGCAGAGAACCUGAAGCCGUUACUCUCCGACAAGACCCGCCUCGUAACCCUCACGCACGCAAGCAACAUCCUAGGCACCAUCCACGACGUCGCCUCCGUAGCCUCCCUCGUGCACUCGUCCAACCCCAAAGGCCUCGUCUGCGUCGACGGCGUAGCCUACGCCCCGCACCGCCCCGUCGACGUCAAAGCCCUCGGCGUCGACUUUUACGCCUUUUCGUGGUACAAAGUGUACGGCCCGCACACGGCCAUGCUCUACGCGAGCCGCGCCGCGCAGGACGCCCACAUGCGCUCGCUAGGCCACUUCUUCAACCCGGGCGAGUCCCUCGAGGGGAAGCUCGGGCUCGCGGGCGGUAGCUACGAGCUCGUCUCGGCCGUCCCGCGGGUCCUGGAGUACCUCGGCACGCCCGACUCCGAGGGUUGGAAGGGCAAGGUCGAGCAGGAGGAGCAGCUUCAGGCUACUCUGCUCGAGUAUCUCAACGGCCGGGAUGAUGUGACGAUUUACGGUGAGACGGAUGCCGGUACCCACCGCCGUGUUCCGACGAUUAGCUUCAGGGUGCAAGGAUGGGGCACCAAAGAGCUCGUGAAUGCCGUGGAAAAUGGGUCCGAGUUUGCUUUCCGAUGGGGCCACUUCUACUCGUACCGGCUAAUCAAGGAGAUUCUGCAACUCGAUCCUGCCGACGGCAUAAUUCGGGUUAGUAUGGUGCAUUACAACAGUCUUGACGAAAUCAAGGGGUUUAUUGCGGUCCUGGAUAAGGCACUGCAACAAAAGUCCAAAUAG